Molecule: messenger RNA, 954 nt
Organism: Elephantulus edwardii (Cape elephant shrew)
Lineage: Eukaryota; Metazoa; Chordata; Mammalia; Macroscelidea; Macroscelididae
Product: olfactory receptor 2M5-like
Exons: 1
Coding region: 1-954 (317 amino acids)
Biological process (GO): G protein-coupled receptor signaling pathway
Cellular component (GO): membrane
Molecular function (GO): G protein-coupled receptor activity; olfactory receptor activity
Source: RefSeq, a predicted model, not a curated record
AUGAUGGGAGGAAAUGACACAUCAGUAAGAGAUAUGAUACUCCUUGGACUAUUUCCUGAAUUGGAAAACAUCAGUAUCCUUAUAUAUACGAUCUUCCUGAGCUAUAUUAUUGCUCUUUUUGGAAACAUCAUAUUGAUUUUAUUAAUUUGGGUGGAUUCUCGACUCCAUAUCCCCAUGUAUUUGCUUGUUAGCCAACUUUCUGUCAUGGACUUAAUUCUCAUCUCCACAACUGUUCCAAAGAUGGUUAGUAACUUCUGGGUGGAAAGUAAAAAUAUCUCGCAGGUGGGCUGUGGAAUACAGAUGCUGCUUUAUAUAACCAUAGCAGGUUCUGAAUGUAUUCUCUUGACUCUGAUGUCCUAUGAUCGCUAUGUCGCUGUCUGCAACCCACUGAGGUACUCAGUCAUCAUGAACUCCAGAGUCUGUGUGCAGAUGGCUGCUUUCUCCUGGGUUGUAGGAUUUCUGAACUCCCUGGUCCAUACGGUGUACAUUAUGCAUUUACCGAGGUGUGGCUCCAGGGAGAUUGAUCACUUCUUUUGUGAUUUCUUAGCUAUUGUAAAACUCUCCUGUGAAGACACAUCUAUGUAUGAGAUGUUUUUCUUUGUCUCAGGUAUAGUGUUCAUCCUUAUUCCCUUUGCACUCAUUCUGACCUCCUACAGCCUCAUUUUCAUGACUGUCUUCCAUAUGAAAUCUGAGAAGGGGAAGAGCAAAGCCCUAGCAACCUGCUCUUCUCAUCUCACAGUAGUGAGUCUUUAUUUGGGUUCAGGCUUCUUUGUCCUCAUAGUAGCUCCAAUUAUGUACUCAGGAGAGAAGAGCCAGAUUGUCUCUUUGUCCUACGUUCUCACCCCUAUGCUAAACCCCAUGAUCUACAGUCUGAGAAACAAGGAAGUGCUGAGGGCUCUAAAGAAAGUGCUGUCUGUGAGUAUAGGUUCUCAAAUAAGAGACAGAAGAUAUUAA